Thecamonas trahens ATCC 50062 is the source of this 1486-nucleotide messenger RNA. RefSeq names its product ATP-dependent Clp protease, ATP-binding subunit ClpX. The transcript has a single exon. Lineage: Eukaryota; Apusomonadida; Apusomonadidae. Gene Ontology annotation, molecular function: ATP-dependent protein folding chaperone; ATP binding; ATP hydrolysis activity. The coding region runs from base 104 to 1486 and encodes 460 amino acids. The record is from RefSeq and is a predicted model, not a curated record. Gene Ontology annotation, biological process: protein folding; proteolysis; protein catabolic process. Gene Ontology annotation, cellular component: mitochondrial matrix.
GGCGAGCCUCAGUCUGGCGUCGUCGACGGCGGUCUUUCCGGACGUCGACGAGUUUGGUCUCCUUCACUGUCGGUCGUGUGUGGACGGCGGCGGCCAAGGGAGCAUGCCGCUAGUGUACUGCGUUCCGCUUGAGAGCCGCAAUGGGUCAGAUGCCGCGGCGGUGGCAGCGGCGGAGGCCAGGCUGCGCGCCGAGUUCAAGGCGCUCGUCGAGCACGAAGGCGGGCCGUCGGCAUCGCGGCACACGGCGUGGAAUCCGCACGAGCUGGCCAAGGCCGCAGAUGCGCCCGCCCAGCCUAGUGCUGCCGAGCGACGCUCGAUCAUGCAAGUUGUGCCGCCGGCAGAGCUAGUGGCCACCCUCGACGAGUACGUUGUGGGUCAGGCUCACGCCAAGCGGGUCCUCUCGGUCGCUAUCUUUAACCACUUCCAGCGGCUGGCCAUGCUGGAAACGCGCAAAAGCGGGAAUAGCGAUGGCGGCGUGGAGACCGUGGUCGAAAAGUCCAACGUACUCCUGGUCGGGCCGACCGGAUCGGGCAAGACGCUGCUGGCGUCCAAGCUGGCGCAGCUGAUUGACGUGCCUUUUGUGGUUGCAGACGCGACGUCGCUGACCGAGUCGGGCUAUGUCGGCGACGACGUCGAGUCGGUGCUCACCAAGCUCCUCGCCAACUGCAACUACGACGUGGCCGCAGCGCAGCGCGGCGUGGUGUACAUCGACGAGAUCGACAAGAUCGCGGUCAAGGCCCAGUCGCGGUCAAUCACCCGCGACGUGUCCGGCGAAGGUGUUCAGCAGGCGCUGCUCAAAAUGCUGGAGGGGACCCAGGUCCUCGUCCCGCCGUCGGGUGGGCGCAAGCACCCAAACCAGGAAAUGAUUCCGCUCGACACAACGAACAUCCUGUUCAUCUGCGGUGGCUCGUUCCAAGGCCUCUCCACACUUGUCCGCGACCGACUCGGCGAGCACGCCGCUGGUCAAAGCUCAUCGAUCGGCUUUGGAGUGCCGGCAAGCCAGCUGGCGGCUGGCAGUUCCGGCCGUCGCGCCUCGGCUGACGAUGAGGCCCACGCCGCGCUGCACCUGCUACAGCACACGACGUCGCAGGAUCUCGCCGAGUUUGGCCUCAUUCCCGAGAUGCUCGGACGGCUGCCGAUCAUUGCGCCGCUGCAUGAGCUCUCGCGCGACGACCUCGUCGCUGUCCUCACCUCGCCGCGCAACGCGCUCACCAAGCAAUACGCGCAGCUCUUCAGCACCUACUCGAAGGCCGGGGUGGACCUGGUCUUUGACGAUGCAGCGCUCGAUGCUGUCGCCGACGAAGCCAUUGCCGGGCGGACGGGUGCUCGCGGCCUCCGGUCGAUCCUGGAGCGAACGCUCCUCGACGCCAUGUUUGAGGUCCCGAGCACGCCGGGCGUACUUGUGGCGCGGGUGAGUCGCGACGCAGUGCGCGGCGAUGCCAGCGUCGCGCUCGAGCUCGCCGAUGACAGCAAGGCCGUGGCAUGA